Molecule: messenger RNA, 279 nt
Organism: Eimeria mitis
Lineage: Eukaryota; Apicomplexa; Conoidasida; Eucoccidiorida; Eimeriidae
Exons: 2
Coding region: 1-279 (92 amino acids)
Source: RefSeq, a predicted model, not a curated record
AUGCAGCUCCCAACACUGCAGCAGCAGCAGCAGCAGCAGCAGCAGCACAGCAACAUCAACAACACAACCAGCAGCAGCAACAACGACAACAGCAGGAACAACAGCAACAGCAGCAACAACAGCAGCAGCAACAACAGCACCAACAACAACAACAACAACAACAACAACAACAACAGCAGCAGCAGCAACACAAGCAGCAGCAGCAGCAGCAGCAGCAGCAGCAGCAGCAGCAGCAGCAAUGUCUGCUGCAUCACCUCUGGCAAUGCUAUAACGCGCUGA